This is a messenger RNA of Anarrhichthys ocellatus (wolf-eel), 558 nucleotides long. RefSeq names its product SH3 and multiple ankyrin repeat domains protein 3-like. Gene Ontology annotation, molecular function: synaptic receptor adaptor activity; ionotropic glutamate receptor binding. NCBI's taxonomy places the organism in Eukaryota, Metazoa, Chordata, Actinopteri, Perciformes, Anarhichadidae. Bases 238 to 558 code for a protein of 106 amino acids. The record is from RefSeq and is a predicted model, not a curated record. Gene Ontology annotation, cellular component: postsynaptic membrane; postsynaptic density; dendritic spine. The transcript has 3 exons.
UAAUAAAAUGUGCCAUUAAUAAAGAGGACACGUCUUGAUCCCCUGGCGGAGAUGCAUCCAGAGGUGUAAAGUAAACUCAUGACUGAGAAGGAAAGGUUAUCAUCUUUUAUCAUCUUUUUCUAAUAAUUUGUAUUUUUCACUCAACAGUUCCGCUACAAGAGCAGAGUCUACAGGCAGCCCGAUGUGGACGAGAAACAGAUCGCCAAGCUCCACACAAAGGCCAAUCUGAGGAAGUUCAUGGACCUCAUCCAGCACAAUCAGGUGGACAAAGUGAUGAAGUUGUUGGAGAGAGGCUUCGAUCCCAACUACCAUGACGGGGACACUGGUGAGAGUCCGCUGACGUUCGCCGCUCACCUGGACAACGUGGUGGAGCUGAUCAAGGUGCUGACGAGCGGAGGAGCUCACCUGGACUUCAGAGCCAAAGACGGCAUGACCGCCCUCCACAAAGCCGCUCGCUCCAAGAACCACGUGGCGCUCACGGUAAAGGAGCUUCACGCCCGAGCUUACGUUUGCAACCGGCUUAAAUUUACAAAGUCACGCAAUCUUUUUUCAACAUGA